Acanthopagrus latus (yellowfin seabream) is the source of this 1700-nucleotide messenger RNA. Its product is annotated as myelin and lymphocyte protein-like. The record is from RefSeq and is a predicted model, not a curated record. Gene Ontology annotation, molecular function: structural constituent of myelin sheath. Gene Ontology annotation, cellular component: membrane. Gene Ontology annotation, biological process: myelination. The transcript is spliced from 4 exons. NCBI's taxonomy places the organism in Eukaryota, Metazoa, Chordata, Actinopteri, Spariformes, Sparidae. The coding region runs from base 268 to 726 and encodes 152 amino acids.
UUGUUGUUGUUGUUGUUGUUGUUGUUGUUGUUGUUGUUGUUGUUGUUGUUGCCCAUGGCAGCAGCAGUCUGCCGUCAGACUCUGGUCAGUCCUCCUCAGGGUGCACUUCGGGCGGAGCUCCUCUCUGCAGCUCUGUGUGUGUGCGGCGGGUCGUCGUGCGUGUCUCCGCUCGGCUGAUGGGGAUUCCGGUUUUUCCAGUCGGCUCCUCCCGGUUUAGACCGCAGCAGCUCUGAGUCCCGCAUCAGUGCGAGCAGCAGCAGCAGCAGGAUGGCCUCCCACACCGCCACCAUGGGGAACCUGCCCAGCGGGAUCGGAAUAUGCACCACCAUCCCCGACAUCCUCUACCUGCCGGAGCUGAUCUUCGGUGGUCUCGUGUGGAUCCUGGUUGCGUGCACGCUGGUGGUGCCAGAGAACCCUCAGGGCUGGGUGAUGUUCGUCUCCGUCUUCUGCUUCGUCAUGACUUUCAUCUGGAUGGUGGUGUUCGCCUGCGGGGGGCAUCACAACAAAGGCAGCUGGGCGGCAGCAGACUUUGCGUAUCACGGCAUCGCUGCCUUCUUCUACCUCAGCGCCUCGGUGGCUUUGGCCAAAGUGACUCUGGACAUGAAAGACGGGAGCAGCUUCCAGAACUACCAGCUGGACAUCUCUGCAGUGGUCUUCUCGUACGUGGCGACUCUGCUCUACUUCAUCCACACCAUCCUGUCGGCCAUCAGGUGGAAAUCUUUCUGAACCACAACAGAACUGUUUUUAUUCUUGGCAUUGGAGACUGACUGCUGUGGCUCUGGGAGAAGAAGCACCACCUGGAUCAGCGGAUCUGAAGUGAUGAGCGGCGGUUUCGUUUGGUCAGAAACUCGUUCUGUCCAGAUACUGUGGAGCCUGUCGAGAUGAAUCACCAGAGAGUAACAUAAAGCUUAAAAUCAUAAUCUCCAUCAUUUUACUGCUGUUUCUGAGGGUUUCUGUUAUUUUGUCCACACUCACAUGUUUCCUCCUCUGAUGUUUCUGCUCUAAUGACACGGCUUCAUUUGGUUCUUCUUUUUCUACUCUCAGCUGAUCAAAGAUGUGGCUCGUUUUUUUAUUUUUAUAAGUUUCUAAACAAGAAAUUUUUAACUGGAUGUGGAUCAGAACAGGAAACAGAACCAAGGAACCUAUAACAGGAACGUGAUGUCAUUGUUCAAACACGCCUCUUCAGGGGUCACGAACUGAAGUAAUGUUUCACCACCUCUCAAGUCCACGCUUAUGAAUGAAGUGUCUCCAAUGAACAUGUAGCUAAUGACUGGCUCAGAGUUUAGAUGAGGUAUUAUCAGGUCCCAACCGCAGUCAGUAGCUCGACCAGAAGAUCAUCUGACAUGCAAAUAAAUCAUGAAAUGUACCUUUAACACACGUGAAACAUGAACUAAAGAACAAAGCACCAAAAACCAGGUGCCUCCAUCUGACUGAUGACCUGUGAAACUGGGAGAGGACAGACAGAGGCGAGAUGUUCUGUCGAGGCGUCGACAUGUUGGGAUUUAAUGUGUUUGUCCAUGAAUCUCCCAGAGAGGCCAACAGAACCGACACCGCCUGUGUUUGAACAUCCCGUCCUUCUGUUAUAGGCUCCUUGAAUUCGACCAGGGUCUUAGUUAUGAUGGUUUUUAAGCCUUUAUAAGAGACUGAUUUUGUAAAUUCCUGAGACUACUGAAUGUUUUGAAAAAGAAUAAAUAUGUUUU